Entrophospora sp. SA101 is the source of this 1350-nucleotide messenger RNA. Lineage: Eukaryota; Fungi; Glomeromycota; Glomeromycetes; Entrophosporales; Entrophosporaceae. The record is from the annotation of a GenBank genome assembly.
AUGGCUACACUAGAAAAACCUUUGAAAGGACGUUCAAAAGUAAAAAGGAGGUCUACUAUGCCAGCAAGCAUAGAUAGAAUAAUAAAUCGAACAGAAGAUAUUGGAAUUAGUACAAGUAUUACUCCACCAACACUACCACAUUUAGAAUUUGAAAGUAACGAUUAUCAUAUUUUGGAUUUAUUGUCAAAUGAAAGUUUUACAGGCAUCGAUUUUGCAUCUGAGAAACCCAAUACUCCAUUAGCUGAGGCUUUUGAACAAGAACAUUCUGAUAUAAAUAAUGAUACUAAUGUUGAUGCUGCUGCUAAUUCAAAUGUAACAACAAAUGACGAAUCAUUGAAUUUACAAACUUCAAAUAUUCCAUCUUUCGAACAAAUUAUUCAAAACGUAGAAGGUGAUGAUGGAAUUUACAAUACAUUGAGAAAAGAAAAUGCAACCUUAAGUGACCUGCAACAAGAUUUAACUACACAAAUAGAUGUUACUGAUGAAAUAUGGAAUGAUCUUGAUUGUUUAACAGAUGUUGUUGCGAGAUUGUGUUAUGAACAAUCAAUGAACGACCCGCCACCUAGAUAUUCAUAUAACUACGAUGAAAAGAAUUUAUCUACAAAAAAUGAUCUCCCUAAAUAUUCGUCAUCUGUACUGUUGAAUUCAAAUCUAAUUGGCAAUGAAAAGGCUCAGCGUGAUUUGGAAUAUGUUAUUUCUGCAAUACAAAGAGUUUAUACCGUUGCACCACAACUUGAUAAUCAAAGGGUUGAACUCAACAGUCGUCAGAAAAAAGAAAUCAUGGCAGCAGCUAUAUCAACAACCAUACAAAAAUUAUCUAGAGGUCGAUAUGAAGAACAACGUGCAGAAUCUUCUUCGAAUUUAAAACAUCAAACUUUAAAUAAGUUGAUUGAACAGAUUAUUAAAUCAUCUGAAAGGAGUUUUUUGGAUCAACGUGUGGAACUUAAUUCACGGCAAAUAAAAAAUUUUGAAAUUGCAAAAUUAGACGGGAUUGUUGAAAAACUUGGAAAGAAUCGGAUGACAAAUCAAGAUUGGCAUCCACCUGAACAACUUUUUAUCAAAGAUUUAACAAGAUUAACCGAUGAAUUUGCUAAAUCAGCAACAAAUUCUAUGUACGCUUCUCAACGUUUUCAUCUAACACCAGCAAAAGAGAAGGAUAUGUUUAUGAAUAGUGUAUUUAAAAGAGUUGAGAAGUUACAUUCUUAUCGAAUGGUUAAUCAGGAUGCUGAUCCACCUUUUGUACGCCGUGAACAAGAAGCAGAACAAAUGGUUUCUAAAAUGCAAUAUAGUCCGUCGAUGGAUAGUCAACGUGCAAUUUGGAGUCCAAAAAGAACAUCAAAUUUAGUUUAA